AUGAAGGUCCUUGCAGCUGUUCGAAUACAUCGAAAGAACGUCAAAGAACUCUCAUCGCCGGUAGAUCUAUCGACAUUAAAGAAACUGGUGCUCUCUGCUCCUUCAUAUUGUGAUCAAGUGGCAAUCGCCUUUCCAGCCGAUGAUUUGAAUCUAACCAAUGCUUUAAACGCAGAAUUUGGAGCUGUAAGCCACAUAUCGCUAGUUCCAGUAUCAGAUUGGGGCAAUUUCAUCCCAGCUUUGAAUGCACUGCUACUGUUUGCUGCUGCAAAAAACUUUGACUGUAUACUGUACCAGUCUGUUGAAGCAGUAGCUACACGGGAGAUAGUAGAUGUCUUGAUAUCUCACCUGUCGGAAGACACACUCGUGGUUGGAAAGUGCUUCAAGGAUCACCGUUUUCAACCACCAUCACAGCCGUUGGAUGGCGUCACGGCCCCAUGGAAUACUCUGGCCAUAUGGUCGGUCAAGAAGCUUGCUCUGACUGGAUUCCUACUUGUGGCUGAAGGAUUCCAUGACGUUGCUGGCGGCGUCGAGGAAGUCUCUGUGAUCGCACUGCUACAAACAAUACUGCCUGAUUCUUCAAAAGCCAAGUUGAUUCGCAUGAAGCAGGAUGCUAUAGGAGACGGUUGGAUUACCGAUUGGACUGAUGCUGGACGCAAAGAGUGGCAUACUCAAAAGAUGGCAUCAAAACUCAGCAGACCUGCUGCCCAUCUAAAGCUCUUACAUCUCACUGGACACGGCAUAGUAGACCACAUAGAGCAUUAA
Molecule: messenger RNA, 762 nt
Organism: Synchytrium microbalum
Lineage: Eukaryota; Fungi; Chytridiomycota; Chytridiomycetes; Synchytriales; Synchytriaceae
Exons: 6
Coding region: 1-762 (253 amino acids)
Source: RefSeq, a predicted model, not a curated record